Molecule: messenger RNA, 1954 nt
Organism: Hirundo rustica (Barn swallow)
Lineage: Eukaryota; Metazoa; Chordata; Aves; Passeriformes; Hirundinidae
Product: core histone macro-H2A.2
Exons: 9
Coding region: 310-1428 (372 amino acids)
Biological process (GO): nucleosome assembly
Cellular component (GO): nucleosome
Molecular function (GO): DNA binding; structural constituent of chromatin; protein heterodimerization activity
Source: RefSeq, a predicted model, not a curated record
GCUCCAGAGGCUCGGUGUGGGUCCAUACCGGGGCCUGUCCUCUCAGCCGCGCGGCGCCGCGGGGGUCACCCGAUGUUUGCGAGUGGGAGCUGCCUCUGCAGGGAUCCCCGGGGUUUGGGGUGCCCUGGAAGCUUCUUUCACGGGCAAGGAGCGCUGUGUGCGUGGUUCUAGAGGCCGAGAGACACCCCACCUGCCCUCUGAAUAGCACAAUGUUUGUGCUUUGGUGCAUUAGCAAUGCCUCGGUCAGCCCUCGGAUUUGGAGCGAGGCGUUGAGACCCACCAGCAAAUUGAGAAGCACGAGGCUGCAAGAUGUCGGGGCGGAGCGGGAAGAAGAAAAUGUCCAAGCUGUCCCGCUCGAGCAGGGCUGGGGUGAUUUUCCCCGUGGGGAGGAUGAUGCGCUACCUGAAGAAAGGCACCUACAAGUACCGCAUCGGGGUGGGAGCGCCGGUGUACAUGGCGGCUGUCAUCGAGUACCUGGCAGCCGAAAUCUUGGAGCUGGCAGGAAAUGCGGCGCGGGACAACAAGAAAGGAAGGAUUGCCCCCAGACACAUCCUCCUGGCAGUUGCAAAUGAUGAGGAACUGAAUCAGUUGCUCAAAGGUGUGACUAUUGCAAGUGGAGGCGUCCUGCCUAGAAUUCAGCCUGAGCUUCUGGCUAAGAAACGGGGUGCCAAAGGCAAAGCUGAGACCAUCCUUUCCCCUGCUCCUGAGAAGAAAGGGAGAAAAUCCAUGGUGAACAAAAAGAGUGGGAAAAAGGCAAAGUCUACCAAGGCCCGGACGUCUAAAAAGAACAAACAAAAGGACAAUGAAAAAGAAGGAGCUUCAAAUUCAACAACUGAAGAUGGACCUGGGGAUGGUUUCACUAUCUUGUCCUCCAAGAGCCUUGUGCCAGGACAAAAGCUUUCUCUGACACAGAGUGACAUCAGCCAUAUUGGCUCCAUGAAAGUAGAAGGCAUUGUUCACCCUACAACUGCUGAAAUCGACCUCAAGGAGGAAAUAGGCAAGGCACUGGAAAAGGCUGGAGGCAAAGAGUUCUUGGAAACAGUGAAAGAGCUUCGCAAAUCUCAAGGACCUUUGGAAGUUGCUGAAGCUGCACUCACUCAGUCUAGCGGCCUAGCAGCAAAGUUUGUCAUCCACUGUCACAUCCCACAGUGGGGCUCGGACAAGUGUGAAGAGCAGCUCGAGGAGACUGUCAAGAACUGCUUAACUGCUGCAGAAGACAAGAAGUUGAAGUCUGUGGCUUUCCCCCCGUUUCCCAGCGGCAGAAACUGCUUCCCAAAACAGACGGCAGCCCAGGUGACCCUCAGAGCUAUUUCCACCCAUUUCGACGGCACCAGCUCUUCCUCCUUGAAGAACAUUUACUUUCUGCUCUUCGACAGUGAAAGCAUUGGCAUCUACGUGCAAGAAAUGGCCAAGCUAGACACUAAGUAGCAAUGGCAGCCAAAUGAAACUUUAUUUUUCAACAAACUUGAGUAGCAUUAAAGGCAUUAGAGGUGGGUUUUAUUUUUUCAAUGUGACGAUGAGGGGGAGUGGUAGUAGUGUGAUGUGUUGUGACUUGAUGGAGAGCUGUGAUUAGAGAUGAGAGGGGUUUAGUCCGGUUUCCUCAUGCCAUUUUUAUCACCUUAAACAACUGAGUUACCAUCUGGCUUCAGGAGUUUAGUGUCCUUUGUUACUUUAGUUUAGAAGUUUUUAAAGAGUAACCUCAUUAUAGAUUUGUAGUGAUGAUUUCUUCUCACAUGCACACACACACCACUUUCAAGAAAGCUCUUUAAAAUGUUCUCCUUUUUCCCCUCCCUUAAGGGUAUAUGGUAAACUUCUGUCUUCAGCCCACAGAGAGGUGAAAAGGGUUUUAGAAGUGGUGCAUGAGGAGCUUCUGUUUUGCUUUUAACUCACAAUAACCUCUGUAAUUACUGAGAAUAUUUCAUGGUGAUUUUGUUUGUUUUAUAAGAAAAAAAGA